Cyanistes caeruleus (blue tit) is the source of this 2440-nucleotide messenger RNA. Lineage: Eukaryota; Metazoa; Chordata; Aves; Passeriformes; Paridae. The record is from RefSeq and is a predicted model, not a curated record.
CUGACUUAAACCUCCCCUGGCACAACUUGAGCCAUUUCCUCUUUUCUUAUGGGGUGUUGGGUGAUUUGAGCACUAGCACUGGUGGUGAGCACCCAUCUCCUGAUCCUGGGUAACACUGGGGACUAGGGAGGGGCAGCAAUUAGUCCUGGGCUGGGAAGCUUGGCAGCAGCCCAGACAGGUUUGCAGAUGCAGUAAAACUGCUGGAAAAGCUCCAGAGCUGGUUGAAAGUCAUCUGCUUUGGAAUAUGUACUAAUAUAAUAUUAAUCUAAUAUAUAAUAUUAAUAUAUUAAUAUAUAUUCCCGCAACUGGAGAAAGUAAUUGCUUGAAAAUGUCUGCAAUGGAAGCACACUUUUUGGGGAGGAAAUGUGCUAAUAAAUAUUCAUAUUUUAUAGAUUGUCCAUAAAUGUUAAUGUGAAUAAUGGAGCACGUGAUGCUUUUAUUAGAAGGCUUCUGGGUGUACAGUAGGCUGGCGGUGCUGAGACCCUGUUUGAAGCAGAGGAUGAUGCACAACCUCACUGCUGAGCUUGGAAUUCAACCCUGGAGUAAAAAACUCAGGGAGUAAAAAGCAAGCUCAGAAGCUGGAGAUCUUUGUGCAAGCACCAGAGUUUGCAAGGAGAACUGAAAGCAGAAAAGAUUGAAAAUAAUAAUGGAUUUAACCACACUGCGACAAUGCAGGUUCACUUCUGCUUUGCCCCAUUUCUGCAAGAGAUGCCUGCAAGGGUGACAGAAGGCAGAAGGAAUAUGCCGUGGGCCAUGCUGAUUGUGUCAAGUGUCCGUCUGUCCUGGUGGCCGCCUCCAGCCUGCUCAGUCUCCUUGGUUUUUUAGAUCAUGCAAAACCACAUUUUAGAGGCAUUCAUGGGGGUUACCUCCACUGGGUUUGUUGCAUGUGGGAUUUUAGGCUGUCUUUGUAAGUGGGGAGGUGUUUGUGUUUACAUUUGUACUUUCUGCGUGCCACAGGCCAUCAGGAUCAUUCGUACUGUCCUGGAGAAGUACGGGACCUACGAGAGCUUCGAGGUUGCCACGGGCGGGAGGCUGCUGAGCAAGUGCCAGAUCUGGUCCGUGAUCCGAAAGUACAUGCAGAAGGAAGGCUGUGUGGGAGAGGUGGUGGUGCAGCUCACCGAUGACCUGCUGUCCCAAGCAGUGAUGAUGGUGGAGGACAGCCGGCCCACGCUGGCCAUCAACCUGGCCGGAGCCCGGCAGCACUGGCUGGAGGGGAUGCUGCGCCACGAGAUAGGCACCCACUACAUCCGGGGGGUCAACAACACCCGCCAGCCCUGGCACAGCUCCGAGGGCCGCAAGCAGUACAGCCUGAAGCCCGCCAACCCCACGGAGGAAGGCUUGGCCAGCCUGCACAGCGUCCUGUUCCGCAAGCAGCCCUUCCUGUGGCGGGCAGCCCUGCUCUACUACACCAUCGAGCGGGCCAGCCGCCUCUCCUUCUCUGCCCUCUUCCAGGACCUGGAGCAGUAUGUGCAGGAUGCCGGUGUCCGGUGGGAGUACUGUGUGCGGGCAAAGAGGGGCCAGACGGACACCUCACAGCCAGGCUGUUUCAGUAAGGACCAGGUGUACCUGGACGGGAUUCUCCGCAUCCUGCGCCAUCGGCAGACCAUCGACUUCCCACUGCUGGCUGCACUUGGAAAGGUCUCCUAUGAAGAUGUGAACCGGCUGAAGAAGUUUGGGGUCCUGGAGAAGGCCCGCAUUCCCCAUUUCAUGCAGGAUCUGGAGCGGUACAUGAAGCAGCUGGAUCACAUUGUCACCACCAAUGGCCUGAACGAGGAGGAGCUGGAGCAGCUGCUGCCUGACUGAGGGGCACCCCCUGAACCAGCACCCCAAGGGUGUAACUGGUGCUGUUUAUUGGGUAUUCAUUGGGGCUGGAGCAGAGGGCAGAGCCCGAGGCGGGCGCUGUGCAUGUACUGCUGUGUAGGGUAGCGCGGCCAAGGGCCCGUGUGGUUGUGUUGAUGUGUCCCCUGCAUCGUCCCUGUGUAUUUUGGGGAUGGCUGUGCCACUCCACGUGGCUUUGGGGAGCCAGAGGGUUCAGGGGGAGCGAGGGCAGAGUUGGGGCGAUGUGCUGGUCCCUGAGUGCAGAAGGCUGUGCUGGGGGAGUUGCAAUGGGGGGAUUUCUGUAGGGUACCAGGAGUGCUCCCAGCACUUUGGGGGCACUUACUUGGGGCCAGCAGACAGGGCUGGGUGCUCUGGGCUGUGCCUGGCAGGGAAUAAGGGCUGGAGUACACCCACAGAUUGCCCCAUGGAUGCCUUUUCCACUCCCUACCCCUCCCCUCAUGUCCCCCACCAGCAGCAGGAAGGACUUUAAUCCCCCAUUACCAAUCUCUGCCCAGCUCUGCACCCCAACUACAGCCACCCUGCUUGGCUUUGAGGACUCAGGCUGGGGAUUGGGCUUGAUGUUAGGAAAAAGCGUGUAAUAAAGGUGAUGUAAUGGAAUCUA